Morchella importuna is the source of this 603-nucleotide messenger RNA. RefSeq lists its product as uncharacterized. Gene Ontology annotation, cellular component: cytosol. The transcript has 3 exons. Gene Ontology annotation, molecular function: hydrolase activity, hydrolyzing N-glycosyl compounds. Bases 1 to 603 code for a protein of 200 amino acids. The record is from RefSeq and is a predicted model, not a curated record. Gene Ontology annotation, biological process: cytokinin biosynthetic process. NCBI's taxonomy places the organism in Eukaryota, Fungi, Ascomycota, Pezizomycetes, Pezizales, Morchellaceae.
AUGACCUCCGAAAAACGAGUAUGUGUCUUCUGUGCUUCACGGCCAGGAACAAAUCCAAAAUUCGCUGCAGCCGCUGAGAGCCUGGCAGAAGAGUUAUAUCAACAGUCAUGGAGCCUAGUUUACGGCGGUGGAAACCGAGGCCUGAUGGGCUCUGUUGCUAAAACAUUGUUUGACAAAGGUGGGAAGGUUCAUGGGAUAAUUCCAAGAGCCCUUAUUCGACGUGAAGUGGAAGGGGAAAUGGAUAUUGGGACUGUCGCAGUGGUGGAAAGCAUGCACGAGCGGAAGAACGAGAUGGCAAAAGUCAGUGAUGCAUUUGUUGCAUUGCCAGGUGGAUUUGGUACUCUGGAUGAGCUGGUCGAGAUUAUAACCUGGAGCCAAAUUGGGAUACACGCGAAACCAAUUGUCUUAUUCAAUGUCGAUGGGUUCUUUGACAAUUUCCUAAAGAUGAUGGAAGACUUCUACAGCAAUGGUUUUGUAGAAGAAGAAACAAGGGGAAUACUAAGAGUAGCUACAACUUCCGGUGAGGUUAUCUCUGCCAUUGAAUCCUAUAUCCCCCCAGAUGGACGCAUGAAGCUUGCUUGGGACGAGAAACCAAACCCAUAG